This is a messenger RNA of Eriocheir sinensis (Chinese mitten crab), 1761 nucleotides long. Its product is annotated as methionine aminopeptidase 1D, mitochondrial-like. Gene Ontology annotation, biological process: proteolysis. Lineage: Eukaryota; Metazoa; Arthropoda; Malacostraca; Decapoda; Varunidae. The transcript has 6 exons. The record is from RefSeq and is a predicted model, not a curated record. The coding region runs from base 14 to 1174 and encodes 386 amino acids. Gene Ontology annotation, molecular function: metalloaminopeptidase activity.
GAAGCCGCACGUUAUGGCCGGCGGGGUGGUGCGCGGGGCCUAUUUUCCCUUCCUAUCAGCUCCCGGGAGGAAGAUACUGACCUGCGGGUGUGGCGGAGCGGCAGACACGCUGCUGACACCCUCCCGUGCGUCCUCCUGGAGUGUUGACAGCCGCGGCGGAGGAGGAAGGAGGGAAGGGGGAGCGGCCAGGCCAAGCUCACGGUCUUACUUCUCCUCUUCCUUUUUUCGUCCUUCUCCAUUGUCUACCUUGACCCCGCGGCAUUGUGGCGUGUGGGACAUAUUCCGAAGCAGGGUCAACUUUGGGAGCUAUUCCUUGCUGGACAAUGUGGGGGAGGUGUCUGCUGCCCAGCUCGUCCCUGAACACAUCCCACGGCCGCCCUAUGCCGAGACAGGCCAGCCGCCGCCGCCACCCGCCAGUGCUGAACUCCACAGCAAGGAGGGUAUUGAGGCCAUGAGGGCUGCGUGUAGUCUUGCUGUUAAGGCGCAGAACACUGUGAGGAAGAAUAUUAAGGCUGGUAUGACCACGGCAGAGAUCGAUGAGCUGGUGCACCGAGUGGCAGUGGAGGGCGGCGCGUACCCUUCGCCACUCAACUACCUCGGCUUCCCCAAGAGUGUGUGCACCAGCGUCAACAACGUCGCCUGCCAUGGCAUCCCCGAUGACCGGCCGCUGGUUGACGGGGACAUUAUCUCGGUGGAUGUGACGGUAUACUUAGGGGGUGUACAUGGGGACUGCUGCGAGACAUAUUUAAUCGGGGACGUUGACGAGCCUGGGCAACAUUUGGUGAGGGCCGCCAAGAGGUGUCGCGACGAGGCCAUAUCUCUCUGUGCUCCUGGAAUCCCAUUUGCUGUCAUUGGUAACCGCGUGGAGCAGGUAGCCAACAAGGAAGGGGUGACGGUGGUUCCCUGCUUCAUCGGGCAUGGCAUCGGCAGCUAUUUCCACGGCCCGCCGGACAUAUACCACUGUUACAACUUCUUCCCCGGGGAGAUGCAGCCGGGCAUGACCUUCACCAUCGAGCCAGUGAUCGCGCAGGGCAAGGAGGAAGUGCUGAUCCUGGAAGACGGCUGGACGGCAGUCAUGACGGACAACGGGAGGGCUGCACAGUUUGAGCACACCAUCCUGAUCACCGAGACGGGCUACGAGAUACUGACGGAGAGUAUUCGGGGGUAUAAUUAAUAGGGUUGUGAGGGGGCAGAUACAGGUGGAGUGAAUUCAGAAGGGAGUGUAUUGGUAUGAAGUCUGCCCAAGUCGUGUGAGUCAGCUGAUGAAGGUAUUGAUGUUUGCAUAAAUUACCGGAAGAAUCAAUUGCCAAGUUAGAAGGAAAGGACAAGUAGAAUGCCUCUUGAGUGAGCUGAAGAAUAUAUUGAUGUUUAGAUUACCCACUGAAAGAAUUGAUGGCAGAACUAUUAGGAAAGGAGUCCCAUAAAUGAGAGUGUUCUAAUGAAGGGAUGAGGAGGGUGGUGCUCUAUCAUCAUCCUCAUUAGCUGUGUGAAGGUGUGAAGUAAGUGAUCCAGCCAUGCAUUAAUUCAACAAAGGAAAAUACACAAUGAAAAGAAGUGUUCCAUCAUGUAAAGUAUAAUUAUAAUCUGUCAAGUAAUUAAUGCUUUGAUUAUUGGUCUGUUAUUUAAUUAGUUAUAUACAUAAUAAUGUUUCUGUGUAUAUUUAUAAUUGCAUAUGAUGAUGUACAUAAUUGUUAUUGCAUACUGAUAUUUUGUCACAAGGCAAAAUGAAUGAACUUUUAAAGAAAUGAAGAUGGUUGAGUA